AUGGGCAUGGGCGAGAGACAUGCACACGAGGAUCUAGCGAAGGGGAAGGAAUCGGGCACCGAGGUGCCGAUUCCAGACGAGUUACCCAGAGUACUGGCCCUCAUUGGAAGCUUCGUCGUCAGCGGGAAGCAGCAGCAUCAAUCAUCGUACGACCGUGAGACUAGUUCACCCAGUGGCGGACCGGGGGGGGAGGGGAUGAGGAUCAGCCGCUGCGCCAUUUUCGACCGGGUUGCACAGCGGCUUUCUGCCACUCACGAACGCACUCGGGUCACGGUGGGCGGCCUCCGCAAGCCCAUCAUUCGACUCCGCAAUCGCUUCUGGUGGGUCCAGCGUUUGAUGCUGCUGGAUCGUCAUAAAGGGCAAAUAGUAAGGAGCCUUCAAGCCCUGACACAGAUGGAUGUAAAGCGCCUAGAUAACGUCACGGGUCCACCUCUUUGUCUUUCGUCCUCGAGCGUAUCAGCGUCCCUCCACUACUCCGAGGUCUGUUGCCUCUUUGUUCCUACCACGCACCGUUCUGCACGCUGCACUUCGUCGCCCCUUAACUAUUCCUCUCCCAGGAUAUCGGAUAUUGACCCGGCGGUAAUCUGCUCUGCUGCACCCAUUCCGGUCCAUAUUAUUAUUCCCGCUGUCCUGUAA
Molecule: messenger RNA, 636 nt
Organism: Penicillium lagena
Lineage: Eukaryota; Fungi; Ascomycota; Eurotiomycetes; Eurotiales; Aspergillaceae
Exons: 3
Coding region: 1-636 (211 amino acids)
Source: RefSeq, a predicted model, not a curated record